AUGAAUCAGAGGAAGGUUAUCAAUGAUCAUGCUACCGACGUUGCUUCGGCUCACCGUGUGUGCACGGCAAAGUAUCAUGAACGCUUUAUCGCUCUUGUGGCUGCCGUGGAGGAUCUUAGAGAUAUCCAGGCAAAAGAUCCCUGCUUUUUGGAAUACGAAUAUGAGUUUGAUAUGCCUCCCUCUUCUGGCUAUUACAGUGAUUCGAGCGACGCUGAGGAGAGCGGAGAGGACGGUGAUGAACCUGCAAAUUUCUAUGGUAGUGACUUAGACUUCCAAGAGAAAUGGCGAAUUUAUCAUCUUAAAAGGAACAAGAUUAUGGGUCUUUGCCAGAGUCUGCAUUUUGCCCGUGACCAUGCGCAAGAAGUGGCGAUUUGCAGGCCUAUUUUAGAUCCAAGCUAUUUCCUCUCCACUUCGAGUCCCAAUCCUCCCGAUAGUCAUGUUGUUACCGCAUAG
Molecule: messenger RNA, 453 nt
Organism: Aspergillus oryzae RIB40
Lineage: Eukaryota; Fungi; Ascomycota; Eurotiomycetes; Eurotiales; Aspergillaceae
Exons: 3
Coding region: 1-453 (150 amino acids)
Source: RefSeq, a predicted model, not a curated record